Molecule: messenger RNA, 3249 nt
Organism: Centruroides sculpturatus (bark scorpion)
Lineage: Eukaryota; Metazoa; Arthropoda; Arachnida; Scorpiones; Buthidae
Exons: 27
Coding region: 65-3145 (1026 amino acids)
Molecular function (GO): heme binding; oxidoreductase activity, acting on paired donors, with incorporation or reduction of molecular oxygen; steroid hydroxylase activity
Source: RefSeq, a predicted model, not a curated record
AAACGAACGACAUAUUUAACAGAAGUGACGUUGAUAAAGUUUUACAGUCAACUUAACAGCCAACAUGGAUGUUGGAUUCGGCUUUAGUCUACCCAAUUGGCUUCUUCUAGCUUCUACGGUUAUCAUUCUUUUUUAUAUUUACGUGGAAAAAAAAUUUAGAUACUGGAAAGAUCAAGGAGUUGAAUCGCAAACAAAACUUGAAUUUUUAAUAGGAACAAUAAGAGCUUUAAGAAAGCCGUUUCACGAGAAUGUUCUUGCUACUUAUAAAAAUCACGGUAAAAUAUUUGGAACUUGCAUGCCAUCAUAUGAUUUAUGGAUAUCUAAACCAGAGCUGAUUAAACAUAUCCUUGUAAAAGACUUCCCAACUUUUCGUAAUAGACUGAAGAUGGAUUUUGGAGAUUCAACGGUUAACCGUAUGGUUAGUAUACUUGUUGAUGAAGAUUGGAAAAGAGUAAGAAAUUUGAUGAGUCCGACAUUUACCAGUAGCAGAAUGAGAAAAAUGGCAAAUUUAGUUAAACAAUGUGCGGAAUCAUUAGCCGCACGUUUGAAUAAAAACGCCGAAAAAGGUGAAAAAUUUAAUUUCAAAGACUUAAUGAGUGAAUUUGCUAUCGACGUCACUGCAUCAACUGCAUUUGCUACGAAACUGAAUGCACAGGAAAAUCAGAACAGCGAAUUUGUGAAUAAUGCUCGAAUGGUUUCAAAUAGAAAUAUGUCUAAACUAACUUUUUUUGCGUUUUUCGUUGCACCGAAACUUAUUCGCUACUUAAAAUUGGAAUUUUUUCCGAGGAAAAUAAUUGAAUAUUUCCGGAACGUCGUUCUGAAAAUCUUGGAAGAGAGAAAACAAAAGAAAGUUAGAGGAAACGAUUUUCUUCAAUUAAUGAUGGACGCUCAGGAAGGAUUACUUGAAAACACCGCCGAAGACUUGAAAGAAGUAGAGAAUGAAAUAAAUAAUUACAAAGUUCAACCUAAACAUAAAACAAUGACACUCGACGAAAUUGUUGCUCAGUGUGUUCUUUUUAUUAUCGGUGGCCACGAUGCAACGACAACAACCAUGACAUUCUUAGCUUAUCAAAUGGCAUUAAAUCCAGAAUGCCAAGAGAAGUUGUUGAAGGAAAUAGAUGAAACAUGGGAAACACAUGGUGACGUAGAUUUCGAUAUUGUUAGUAAAAUGGUUUAUCUCGAUGCGGUAUUAAACGAAACGUUGAGAAUACAAAAUCCAGGUAUAAUGUUACAAAGAACAGCUUCUGAAGAUUAUGAAUUAGCUGAUACAGGUAUAACAAUAAAAAAAGGAAAUAACGUCAUAAUUCCGACACAUGGUAUUCAUCACGAUCCGGAAUAUUUUCCAGAACCAGAAAAAUUUAAACCCGAAAGAUUUUUACCGGAAAAUAGAGAAUCCAUUAAACCAUAUACAUUUUUGCCUUUUGGCGAAGGUCCACGUAACUGUAUUGGCAUGAGAUUUAUCACUAUGGUAAUGAAAAUUUGCACAGUUUAUAUGCUACGUGAUGUCAAACUAGUUGCCACAGAAGAAACACGGAACGUACUUAACAGCAAUGACGUUGAUAAAGUUUUACAGUCAACUCUAACAGCCAACAUGGAUGUCGGAUUUGGUUUUACUCUACCCAAUUGGCUUAUUCUAGCUUCUAUGGUUGUCAUUCUAUUUUAUAUUUACGUGGAAAAAAAAUUCAGGUACUGGAAAGAACAAGGAGUUGAAUCCGAUACAAAGCUUGAAUUUGUAACGGGAACGAUCGCAGCUUUACGAAAGCCGUUUCACGAGGUUAUUCUUGCUGCUUAUAAAAAACACGGUAAAAUAUUUGGAACUUGUAUGCCAACACACGACUUGUGGAUAUCUAAACCAGAACUGAUUAAAUACAUCCUUGUGAAAGACUUUCCAACUUUUCAUAAUAGAGUGAAAUUUGAUUUUGGAGAUGAAAUUUUUAACCGUAUGGUUAGUGUACUGGUUGAUGAAGAUUGGAAAAGAGUAAGAAAUUUGAUGAGUCCGACAUUUACCAGUAGCAGAAUGAGAAAAAUGGCAAAUUUAGUUAAACAAUGUGCAGAAUCGUUAGCCGCACGUUUCAACGAAAUCGCUGAAAAAGAACAAAAAUUUAAUUGCAAAGAGUUAAUAAGUUCAUUUACUAUCGACGUCACUGCAUCCACUGCAUUUGCUACGAAAGUGAAUGCACAGGAAAAUGAAAACAGCGAAUUUGUGAAGAAUGCUCGAAUGAUUGCAAAUAGAAAUAUAUCAAAACUAACGUUUUUUAUGUUUUUCGUUGCACCGAAACUUAUUAGUUACUUAAAAUUGGAAAUUUUCCCGAGAAAAGUAUUAGAAUACUUCAGGAACGUCGUUUUGAAAAUCUUGGAAGAGAGAAAACAAAAGAAAGUUAAAGGAAACGAUUUUCUUCAAUUAAUGAUGGACGCUCAAGAAGGCGUACUUGAAAACACCGCCGAAGAUUUGAAAGAAGUAGACAAUGAAAUAAAUAAUUACAAAGUUCAACCUAAACACAAAACAAUAAGCCUCGAAGAUAUCGUUGCUCAGAGUAUUAUUUUUAUUAUCGGUGGCCACGACCCAACAACAGCAACUUUGACAUUCUUCUGCUAUGAAAUGGCAUUAAAUCCAGAAUGCCAAGAGAAAUUGUUGAAGGAAAUAGACGAAAUAUGGGAAACACAUGAUAACGUGGAUUUCGAUAUUGUCAGUAAAAUGACUUAUCUUGAUGCAGUUUUAAAUGAAAUUUUACGAAUACACAAUCCAGGUGUAACGUUACAAAGAACAGCUUCUGAAGAUUAUAAAUUACCUGAAACGAAUAUAACAAUAAAAAAAGGAAGUAGCGUCAUAAUUCCGACAUACGGCAUGCAUCACGAUCCCGAAUAUUUUCCAGAACCAGAAAGAUUUAAACCCGAAAGAUUUUUACCCGAAAAUAGAGAAUCCAUUAAACCAUAUACAUUUUUGCCUUUUGGCGAAGGUCCACGUAAUUGUAUUGGGAUGAGAUUUGUCACUAUGGUAAUGAAAAUUUGCAUAGUUUACAUGCUGCGUGAUAUCAGACUAGUUGCCACGGAAGAAACACGGAAACCAUUAGAAUAUUAUUAUGGACAAAAUGUACAAGUGAAGGAAGUGAUUUUGAAAGCUGAAAAGAGAACUCGAUUUCAUUAAUUUGGUUGACAAAAUUCCUACAGUACAGAACAACUGUUUCUGUAAUUUAAAAAGAAAAUAAUAAUUGUAUUUAUAACUUUCUAAUAAAUAAUUUGACAAGAGUA